AAUUGAAGAGAGAAAAAUCGAUUAUCCAAUAAUCGAGAAAAAAAAAUCGAGCUCCGAUUAAUCGAGUCAACAUCGCCCAUCCAGCCCAUCACUGUAUAGCUGUUAGCUGUUUCUGUUUCGUGACGAGUACGAAUCAAGUAUGAAUGACAGCCUACGACGAACAGUACGAGCCUACCCGUAAUUCGUAAUACACCCAGGCAUACACGAGAUAUAAUGUUUUAAAAUGGCGGACUCGAAUGAAAGGUUGUUGGCAGAACUUCUAAGAAAGCCAGGAAAUAACGAAUGCGCAGAUUGCGGAGCAAAAAAUCCAGAAUGGGCUUCCUACAAUAUUGGAAUAUUUCUGUGCACAAGGUGUGCUGGUGUGCAUCGUUCUAUGGGAGCUCAUAUUUCCAAAGUAAAACAUCUAAAACUAGAUAGAUGGGAGGAUUCUCAAGUCACAAGAGUCAGAGAAGUGGGAAAUAUCGCUGCAAGGGUUUUUUACGAAGAGCGGGUACCUUCGUGUUAUCGCAGGCCGAACCAAGAUGCACCUCAAAUUUUGGUCGAACAAUGGAUAAGAGCAAAAUACGAGCGCGAAGAAUUUUGUCAUCCGGAGCGACAAAAUCAAUAUGUAUCAGGAUUUAUGGAAGGAUUUUUAAUGAAACGAGGUAAAGAAGAUUCCCGCUAUCACCCUCGUAAAUUUGUUCUUUCAGAGGCGGACGAUACUCUAAAGUAUCACGUGAAAGAAAACAAAGACGCGAAAGCUGUGCUGAGAAUAUCUGAAUUGAAUGUAGCAUUCGCACCACCAAAAACGGGCAAUCAAAACAGUUUGCAAAUAUCAUUUAUGAAAGAUGGUACGACGCGACAUAUCUAUGUUUACCAUGAAGAUCCGGAAAUAAUAACAAACUGGUAUCUUGCGAUAAGAUGCGCAAAGCUCCACAGACUUCAAGUCGCUUAUCCCGGGGCUACAGAGACAGAAUUAUUGUCUCAAUUAACGAGAGAUUUUUUGAGGGAAGGGUUCUUGUGGAAAACUGGCCCAAGACCAUCCGAUGCGUAUAAAAAAAGAUGGUUUACUCUCGAUGGACGGAAACUAAUGUAUCACGACGAUCCAAUGGACGCUUAUCCCAAAGGUGAAAUAUUUCUUGGCCACAGUAGCGAUGGUUUUUCUGUCCAAAUCGGUGUCCCGCCGGGAGCGAAAGAUCAAGGAUUCUCGUUUACUCUCGAAACGCCCGAUCGAAAUUUUCUUCUGUCGGCACAGAGCGAGGAUGAUAGAACACAGUGGAUGAACGUUAUACAAAAAGUACUUGACAAACCGCUUACGCCACAAGAUGCUACUGUGGCAGCACGUCUCGUACGAAAACGCACAGCAAGUGGUACGAUGAAUAUAUUUUCAUCGGCGAGGUAGGGCUGGUCCCCUACACGAAAAAUAAUGAACUGCCCAUCCUAAUUGCCACUGGAGCAUCAUCUAUUAAAAAAUAUGAAGAUCGAAGUUUCGAGGAAAUAGGAAUGAUUAAAAAAUUGUCGAGUACAAGACAUUACGAUAAAAAAGACGUACCAAAUAUUCGUUUCAAUGGCAAAUUCCAUUGGUUCAAUAUCUUGGAAAAAAAAGUAUCAACGAUGAAUCGCACAACAAUCGUGUCUCGUUCAUCGUGCUAAUAAAAAAAGUUCAUUGUAUUACGGGAAAAAUAGGAAACGACACAAGACUGGUAUGAAAUUGUAAAUUGCCGAUAAAUUGUAAACGUCCGAAGCGUUGUCAAUAAUUUGACAAAUUUCCAACAGUUGUUUAUUAAUCAACAAUCAUUUAUAUUCUUUUUAAUGAUAUAUCAUACCGGGACGAUCGUUAAUCGUACUUUUCUUUUUCUCAAUUUAAUCCAAUACUCAAUUUCAGUAGUUGAUACGAUAGCAAUUGGACGGUUAUGUCGAAUCACUCUCCACGAUGACUGAUACCUUUUGUUCGACAGUACGUUACGGAACAUAAGAAACGAUUACUGAAAAAUAUUCGGUGGAUCGAAGCAACACUUAUUAAAAAGAACAUAAUUAUUAUGAAAAUAAACUUGACGAUGCUGACAGUCCGCGAGAAUUUUUCUCGCAACUUGUAUAUAGAUAAUCAUAAUAAUGAUCAAGGUAUCAAAGGGCCUACCUCGGAUCUGUGUUCUGUGCAGUAAGAAGUUAAAAAAAAAGAAAUUAAAAAAAACACGUUCGUGAAUGACGAUUAGAAUAAAGGAAUGACGAGAGGAAUAAAAGAACAAAAAUGUACACGCCGUAUUUGAUGCGUGUUGUUUUAUGCAUCGUUGACAUACGAGAUUUACGACUGAUCUAAUAUAGAGAUUUCUAAUGCUAAAUAUUAUGUAAGUAAUGGAAAGAAACGAAGUAUCACCACUGAAUCGUGGUUCGAAAAACAAACGGUAUAAGAUCGGUAGCGACGAAACGACGAGUAAAAAAUUUGACAGUUAUGAACAAUAAUAAUGGAACAAUUUUUUUUCUUUAUCACGUUGACGACCGAGACCGAGAAAGGAACCAUGACGAAUAGGCAAUUUCUUAGCGAUGUUUAAGAUAUAUGUAACUGUUCGUCACCGAUCUUGUCACUAAUCAGAAAGUUUAUAUUUCUAAAUCCCAAAGAGAAUCGCAAAUAUUUUAAUGGCUUGUAGCUUGAACAAAAAGAAAACACAUUAUUGAAAUACAAUCUCUUCAAAGAGACGUGACUAUCUUAUGAGCUACGACUACAGGACACAAAAGUAAUCGUUUGAGAAUAUUACUGUUGUAGAUUUUCUUUUUUUUCAACUAAGAUCAACGAUCACUGGCGUUACCGAAGAUUUUAGUAUUUCUUGCAUACUAUUGAAGGACCGAUGUUUACCGAGACUGAUAGUUAAAAUCAACUAUUUUCGACAAGCUUUUAAUCUGUUUGGAGCAUUAUUAGCAUAAAUAUUUAUUCAUCGUGCAAUAUUUUAUGAUAGAGGAAAAAAUAGAAAGAAAGUCAAUCAGUAUUUAUUCAAUGAAAAUUUUCCUGUAUCGUCUCGACCAUGAAAAAAUGAUAAUUUUCAUCACAGCAAUAGCGUAUUUUACUUAAUACUUUUGUCGAAAAACGAAAUGUCUGGACUCGGUUCGUCAUUCUCAUUUGGUUUUAUCUUGUAUGUAUAAUAUUACUUUUAAAUUUUAUCCCUUGAUUUUUACAUGUCACAGUUAGCAUUAAAGUGGAUUAAGCUCAAAUUGAACGAAACAAAAAAAGUAUAGUUUAAUAAAACGAUGUUUUAGGAAACAGAGAGUAUUCGGCAGAAAACACACGGGACUUAAUGUCACGGCGAGUCAUGACAAAAGAUACAUUAUUUUCAAUGAGACUGCCCCUUACGAUGUCGACAAUCGCACUGACAAUUUGUCCACUCAAAACCACGUUAACCACGUUUAGUGCUGACGGCUAGCCCGUGUGUCUUCCGCUUUCUUUUCGAAGUAGCUUUUUAUCGAUAUCGGAAUGGUUAAUCGCGAUAUAAGCCUGAACAUACAUUGUUAAUUAUCACAGGAAAUAAUCUGUUGGAAAUAAAAUGGAGAGCAAAAAAUGA
This is a messenger RNA of Venturia canescens, 3530 nucleotides long. Its product is annotated as arf-GAP with dual PH domain-containing protein 1-like. Gene Ontology annotation, cellular component: plasma membrane; cytoplasm; intracellular membrane-bounded organelle. Gene Ontology annotation, molecular function: GTPase activator activity; phosphatidylinositol bisphosphate binding; phosphatidylinositol-3,4,5-trisphosphate binding. The transcript has 4 exons. NCBI's taxonomy places the organism in Eukaryota, Metazoa, Arthropoda, Insecta, Hymenoptera, Ichneumonidae. Gene Ontology annotation, biological process: positive regulation of GTPase activity. The coding region runs from base 224 to 1381 and encodes 385 amino acids. The record is from RefSeq and is a predicted model, not a curated record.